AUGCUCCAACUCGACUCCUCUCCAGCACUUCUGGUCAUCGACAUGCAAAACGGCUUCUGUCACAGACAAGGUAGCUUCGCCAAGCUGGGCAUUCCAACCGACCCGACAGCCAUUGUACCGCGCAUCAACGAGCUGCGCUCCGCCUUUCGCGCCGCCAAUCUUCCCGUUUUCUUCCUGAGGACAACAUACAGUGCGGACUACUCGGACCGACGGGCCCGCGAUCGCGCAGAUCGGCUAGAAGAAUUACAAGGUCUCAUGCGUGGGACCUGGGAUGCGGACAUGCUCGACGAACUCACGCCCAGGCCUGACGAGAACGUCGUCGACAAAACGCGGAGGUCGGGUUUCCUAAGGACAACGCUAGAAAACACGCUAAAAGAGCGCGGAAUUAACCAUGUAGUUGUGACGGGAGUAGGGACGGAUGUAUGUGUCGAGACGACGGCGAGAGAUGCCUUUCAGCUAGACUUUGGCGUGACUACCGUGAGUGAUGCGAGCGGGACAGUUGACGAGUCCGACCAUUUAGCUGCUCUCCACGCUCUACGCAAUUUUGGCGGAACGGCGUGGACGGCGGAAGUGAUGGAAGCUUUGCAAGAGUUAUCCCAAAAGAAGUCGUCGUAG
This is a messenger RNA of Neohortaea acidophila, 615 nucleotides long. Its product is annotated as Isochorismatase-like protein. The transcript has a single exon. The record is from RefSeq and is a predicted model, not a curated record. NCBI's taxonomy places the organism in Eukaryota, Fungi, Ascomycota, Dothideomycetes, Mycosphaerellales, Teratosphaeriaceae. The coding region runs from base 1 to 615 and encodes 204 amino acids.